This is a messenger RNA of Corticium candelabrum, 4450 nucleotides long. RefSeq lists its product as uncharacterized. Gene Ontology annotation, molecular function: protein kinase activity; ATP binding. Gene Ontology annotation, cellular component: plasma membrane. NCBI's taxonomy places the organism in Eukaryota, Metazoa, Porifera, Homoscleromorpha, Homosclerophorida, Plakinidae. Gene Ontology annotation, biological process: protein phosphorylation. The record is from RefSeq and is a predicted model, not a curated record. The coding region runs from base 198 to 4187 and encodes 1329 amino acids. The transcript has 11 exons.
AAUAGCAUCCUUGUAUUACGUGUACAUGCAUUUUUGGAAGAUAUCUAUCAUAUCAUGCUUUCGGUGACAUCAUCAUGACGUCAUGUACUAUAGCACACCUAGCGCUAAUUGGUUGCUCUUGCUGUUGCUAUGAAAGAUGGAGCUGCUAGAACGUCUAGCAGUUCGAUCGGAGAGUAGACGUUUGCGUCAAAGUUGCGAUGUACCAAGUACUAGAGGCGACGGCCCCGACAAUGACGGCUUUCCUUUGGACGAAAUCGAGAGGACGUGUGUGCCGGAAUCGGCGUUCCACCACAGUACGGUGUGUGAUAGUGAGGGAGGUUGACCGAAAACACCAAGUGUGGGAAACUGAUGGUGCAAAUGAGGGAAAGCACUUUGAAACGUCUUCCAAAUGUCAUACCUUAUCAGCACUUCCGCUCAUGACUGGCUUCGUUGAGGUGAAAGGUCACUCGACAUUUUUGACACUUUCAUCUCUCCCUCUGGAGAUGGGAGGAUAUCCUGGGUCCUACAAUGGCUAUUCCAAAGAAGACAGUUUGUCAAUUCAGCAUUUGCCGGUACCUUGUCAUCAUCAACAUUACACUUCGUUUAUUUCUGAACACUGCGAGACAUUGAAAUGUCGUUGGAGGGUUGGACGGCCGCGGUACUGUGAUGACCGAGAAAGUCUUCACGGAUGUGACGAGCUCGAGUUUAGAGGUGACAAGGAUACAUCAACUAGUAAACUUGGAGGUGACUCUGCUCUACUACCAAAAGGUCAUACGCGUCAAGGCUCAAGCAGAAAAGAAACAGAUACGACAGUUCAAUAUCCGGUGGACAGUCAAGGUGAUGGCAGGCUCUCCAAUUCAUCUUCAUCUUCUCAGUCCCAGAAGAAUGUUGUUCCAUGUAUCUCUCGUGCUCGGCGCAUUCUAGUUGUAAAUGUAUUGGGUUUACACCAAAUGGUGAUGCAAUACUGCUUGGAAGUAUUUCAAAUGGCAUAUAAGAGUAGUCCUCCUAGUGACACACCUACCACAACAAAGGGGUUACAACUAAUGCAAGUAUUUGGUUGUCUAACGGACGGGGAAGACCCUACUUGGAUAAGUUCAUCCGAACUUGUACAAGGCGAAGGAAUAGAGGCGAUUUUGUGCAACUCGUGUCUGACUCCUUUAUUUGUAGUUUUACCUGUGGACGACAUCAUCACUAGUGAAGUGGCUUCAGUUAGGCCUGUGUGGAUUGCCCAAUUGAAUAGAUUGCUAGGAUGCCUGGAACAGUCUCCAAGACAAAUAGUGUUUCUUGGUAUUGUUAGUUCAGACUGCAAGUAUGACAAUAGGGUUCUUAGACAUUUAGUGAGCAACCAUGGAAUUCACACUGAGAACAUGUUUUUUGUAUCGAAGCCAUCUGACCCAGCCGUGGUAUUAUCAGUUCAUUCAGCAAUUCUCAAAGUCUUAAAUACAGAGUCAACAUCUGUGUCACUGAGGUUGGAGUUAGAAAAGAUGGUUCUUCUUGAGCGACUGCAUCAAACUAAGAAAAUGUCAUUAGAAAAAUUGAUCACAAAUAUUGGGGAUUCCACAGACCUAAUGCCCUCUGUGAACCAUCUAAUGAGAACUGGUUUGUGUAUGAAUAUUUCCUAUGACAUCAGAAGUGAUGUCAUGGAAGUGGAGGAUGAUUAUGAUGCAAUUUUUUCACCAGUUUCACCAGUAAAGUCUGCAUUGAUCAGUCCUCACAAGUUGUUACAAGAGUCUAGUAUGCAACAACGUUAUAAGUUUCAGCUCUUAUUGCAACCAACUGUGUUUUCAGAUGAGAUUUCCAAGCUGUUGGAGGUCUGUAAAAUUGCUCAUGCUGAAGUCAAUGACAACCUACUGCCUGUUGCUCAACAUGGUCUAAUUCCAAAAGACAAGAUUACUUUCACAACUCUCCUGUUACAGGAUCUUCACAAAUUACAUCUUCUACUCGAUCCCAUGCUUGCUGAUAGUGAGCAUGAACAAAGCUCGGAGACAUCCUACGUAUUUCCUAAUGAAAGCAGAAGCCAUAGUGACAAGCAUGAAUAUGCUGUCAUUAAUGCACGCCAUUGCUAUCUUGUGCCGACUUGCCUGAAAAAUGAAUCAUUGUCACCAUUAUUGGGAUAUACUCAGAUUCCUCCACUAGCAUUUCGUUACCCUGGAUGUCACAAGAAGGUUAUUCCUGUGUCAGUCUUCUAUCAGCUGGUAGUAUACUUGAUGCUCCGCUUUCCCAGCUCUGUAAAGUGUCUGGCAUCAUCCGCUAGGUUUCACGUUGCAGCUCGGCACUUGUUGGAUGUCACAUAUGCAGAAACAUACAUUGAGGCUGUUGUUUAUGUGCACAAUGGAGUUUCUGCAUUGCCUGCUGUCUGUUCUAGCAUAAAUGCAAUGAUUUGUGCACGACUGAAUGCUUUGAGCAAUGCAUCCAGCUCGUUUGUCAUACAUCCUGCUGUUUUGCUUCGGGACUGCAACUCAUUGUACCCGGACUUUGUAGAUCUAGUGGAUGUCAAUAUUUUCAAAGUGAAGAAGGAAUUAUAUAGUAUUGGUGGUCAAGAGUUUAUACCAUCUGGUGAACUUAUGAUAUGGUUUGGGAAACAUGAAGCCGUACAGGAACAUUUGGCAAUUCGAGGAUACUUUCAUGACAUAAUUGAUGAAGUUGAUCCUGUUCGUGCAGCAUCAUGGUUGUAUGAAAGGACAGUCUUCUCUGCCUCCGACUUGGAUCACAUGCUGAGUCAAGAUGCUAAUGCUCGAUCUCUGCUGCUAUAUCGGUUACUCGAGAAAAAGGGAAGUAUGGGGCUGGAGGCAGUCGACGCAUUGCUGCAUGACAACACUUUGAGAAAAACGAGAAGACCAGGCAUUAAUGCUGAGACACAGACUUUGCCGAGUGUCACUCAGGGUAGCAACAGACUCCAUGAAGGUAGUCAGCAAACGCCCAUCGAGUCUGAAGUGCAAGAAGCAAGUUCAUUGCAUACAAAUGUACAGCAAACUUCUGAUAGAAAACCAGAGUGGUUGAACCAACUCAGUACAAGCUCCGAGCCAAAGGCGAAUACCAAUCCCAUGUUACCACCAAUGUUGCAUCAACAGAAUCAGGGUGUACUGACAACUUCAAUGGUGACGUAUUCCGGUAUUCACGAAGAAGAACUGGCGUUUCCUCGUUCUCAACCGACAUCCAUAAGAGUAAGUACAGUAAGACCAAGUGUUGAACAUGCCACUGAGACAAACCAAGAGAAUACAGAUAGAAAAGGAGAUCCCGAGGUUCAUCCGAUAUUUGAGAGCAAGUAUUGGCACGUCGAGAGAGCUACAGACACAUUUAACGAGGUUUCGAUGAAAGACGGCGGUAAGCGACUGGGAGUGGGCUCGUUCGGAACCGUCUUCCAUGGAGUACUCCACUCCGAAACUGGCCAGACAUUUCAAGUCGCCGUUAAACGAUUCAAAAAAGCCUCCAGUCUAAGUGCUGCUCAAGUUGCAUUGAGUCGAAGACAGUUUGGCACAGAAAUGAAUUUACUCACUCGAUAUCUGCACAAGAACAUCGUUCGCCUUUUGGGAUUCUCCAGUGAUGGACCGGAACUGUGUCUCAUCUAUGAAUACAUGGAAAUGGGAGCUUUGUCGCACCGCCUUGACUGCAAGAAUAACUCUCUGCCUCUUGAUUGGCGUGUACGUUUGACGAUUGCUCGCGAUGUUGGAUCGGCUUUGGAGUUCCUUCACACGGCCUAUCGCCUGCCGGUCGUACAUCGCGAUGUGAAAUCAUCAAACGUGUUACUGAGUGGCACGUUUGAGGCAAAACUCAGCGACUUCGGGUUGGCAAUGGUAAUAGACGCGGACGGCGACAUACCCAAAGAAGUCGAACAACAAUCCUCAGUUGGAACGCGUCCGUAUAUGGCUCCAGAAAUAUUCCAAGGCAUUGUUUCAACCAAAGGAGACAUCUAUGGUCUUGGAAUGAUUUUGUUUGAGCUGGCAACCGGCCUUCCUCCAUAUUCGAGUAGAAAGAAACAGGACCUCAAAGCGUACCUGGAAGAUAUGGAGCGUCAGAAUAUCGACGUGGGUAAGCUACUGGACCCGAAGGCUCGGUGGCCGAAAAGUAGGGACAAUGAGAGUAAAGAGAAGUCGGUCGGUUUGGAAUUGAUUCAAGUGGCAAAGUCAGCAACAAUCAGUGACCAUGCAUUGAGACCAGACAUAAUGAAGGUUUUACCUGAGUUGAAAUUACUAGUUGAAAAGAAUUGAAUUAUGAGUAUCGUUUACUGGAGACAAAGUUGUGUUUGUUGUUGUUGUUGUUUUAUCAAAAAUCAGACAAGACAGAGGGACAGUACAUAUCAUCAUGUUUUUGCUCUUUAUUUUCUCGAGGUACUAAUUUAUGUCACUAUAUUGGAUGUGCUUUAGAGUAAUCUUCUACUGGAACUAUUGACAUCACUUCUGGUCAGAUAUAUUUGAUACAACAAAUUGCUGUUUAUUGAUAUCUAUAAAUCAGGAACAAGACUUGGAAACCA